CGUUAAACCUCCUAUAGAGGUCAUUCUGGUCGGUGCGGCGUUGGAUGCAUAUUCAUUGUUUUUAAGCGUCAUUGUUUAAUAUAGUAAUCCAUUAUCAUCCGUGUUGCUUUCCAUUUGCUCCUGCACAGCAAUAUACCCCAUCUGCGCAAUUGUAUUUGACCGCCUGUAUUCCCUAAUCGAUGUCCCCGACGACCGUCCUUGCUUAAUGCAAACUGUGUUGCUGCAACAAUAUCCCACACGCUGAUUGAGAUCUUCGCCCAACACUCCCUCACACAAAAUGGAGGCUCUAUCACCGCGAUCAACGAAUCAAAUGCUCAAACCGAAAGUCCCGAUGGAACGAAAAGUAUUGGAUCGCAACGCCGCCGCCGCGAGCGCCGCCCAGAAGGCCGCUACGUCCAAAAAUCAUGCGCCACCGCCGCCGCCGAUUGUUUCCGAACCGUUGGAAGAUGGAGAGCGAUAUAGGACCGGUCAUUUUCUGGGGAAGGGUGGAUUUGCCGUCUGUUAUGAAGGGACAUUGCAGCGCAAUGGUCGCGUGUUCGCCAUGAAGGUGGUUAGAUCGGAGAUGACCCAGAAGAAGAUGCAAGAAAAGUUCCGAACCGAGCUUCAAAUUCAUUCGAAAAUGCGACACUCCCAUAUCGUGACCUUCCACCGUGCCUUCGCGUUCGACAAGUGCAUAUACGUCGUCCUAGAACUCUGCCCGAACGGAUCCGUGAUGGACAUGGUAAAGAAAAGGAAGUCUCUGAGCUUGCCGGAAGUGAGACGAUUUAUGAUCCAGCUUUGCGGGGCCGUCAAAUACUUGCAUAAACGAAACGUCGCGCAUCGAGAUUUGAAAAUGGGCAAUUUAUUCCUGGAUAAGAAUUUGGACAUUAAAGUGGGGGAUUUUGGGCUGGCUGCGAUGAUCAUGUCGGAGAAGGAUGAAAAGCGGAGGAGGACACUGUGCGGCACUCCGAAUUAUAUUGCGCCAGAGGUCUUGGAUAAGAGCAAAGGCGGACAUACCCAGAAGGUGGACAUUUGGUCAUUGGGUGUAAUAUGCUUUGCCAUGCUCACCGGCUACCCACCGUUCCAGUCCAAAACUCAGGAGGAGAUUUAUAAGAAAGUGCGGAAUUUGUCAUACGUAUGGCCCAAAGGAUCAGAAUGCUCGAACCACAUACCACAGGAAGCGAUGUCCCUAGUGAGUGCGUGUUUGAAUCUAUCUGAGGAUGAGCGGCCAGACCCCGACGACAUUGUUGAACACCCGUUCUUCAACAUGUACGAUGGAUGCAUUCCCCGCCGACUGGAUCCAGUGUGCUGCUCAUCACGGCCAGCCUGGCUGAAGAACGAAGAGCCUCGAGGGGAUCGCAUGGUUCUAGGCCAUAGUUUGGAGUACGACGAAAAGCUCGCCGAGUAUAUAGACGACGUUGAUGACUAUACGCAGCGAUAUUACAUAUGCAAGGCCGCCUUUUACAGUCUCUGCGGUGUGGGGAGGAAGCCCGACGGUACCGCCCGCAAAUCAACGGGCAAGAACUGCUCCAAAUCUGCAUGGGCUGAAUGCCUGUCCGAGGAAGAAAAAGGACUCCAGCCGGUCAUUCCACUACCCGAGGAUAUCGUCUAUAGGCACCCAUAUGAUCUAGAUGGAGAUUGGAGUGCACCUGAAGCAGCAUUGGUUGGGCGCAAGGUUACAUCAUCGUUUGAUGCGAGCUUACUAUCAACAAAAAGCUGUGCAUCAGGUCCCGGUGUGUCUACCUCGCGGACACAAGCGGCUCUAAUUGCCGCUCAACAGCGACGCAAGGAAUCACAGAGCCACGCAGCCACGCUUCGACAACAGGCCACCGGGAGAACUACCGUACGAAAGAUCGCUUCUAUUUGCGACCCACCACCAUCCGCGCGACCAAUGUCUGAUAUGCGAGGAAUGGAUCCGGAUGGUCUCCCCGUACCGAGUGGAGGGUUGGCGGACCGGCCAUUGCGCCCCAGACGAGGUGUGGCUGCUUCAUACUCAGGGUCACUUCGUGGUGUGGAUAGACUCCAGCCGUCCCAGUCUCUAUCGAACAUGCCAUCGGAGACACCAGCGUUCGGGAAAACGCGCUCUCAAUCCCGGAGAUUGGAAGUCGCAAGCCAAGAAACCAACCGUCCUCUGCCUACUGUCAAAGAGAGGUCUACCUCUGCGACAUUAGGAGAGAUGACCACGAAAUCCUGGCAAACCUCAUCACGACCGGCCCUAGAACCGCAGAAAUUCGACAUGCCCAUUGCACCCGCGCCGAAGGCCGAGAGACGACCACCGAUAGAACCCGAACCUACCAAGGAGAAUCGCGUGCGUCCCCAGGAACCCCAGGCGAUGAGCCGAUCCGGCAGCAAGACAACCGUGGCCAGCAACAAAGCACGAUCAUCCCUAGGCGUACACCCACUCUUUCACUCUCACGACCCGUACGAAUUUGUGCCGCGGACGUCACAGGAUGAUGUAAGCGCAGAUUUGCGACACAUGCUGGCCAACAUGGUGCCGUACUCACCGGCUCGCCGACGCGUCGCAUCUCGGAGGGCACCGCACGCCUAUGUCAUCAAGUGGGUCGACUACACAAAUCGGUAUGGAAUUGGCUACGUGCUCGAUGACGGCAGCGUCGGCUGUGUCUUCAAGGCGGAAAACGGCCAACCCGCGAGCGGAGUUGUUCUGCGGGAAGGAGAGAAGCACAUCCGCCGCAAGGCCCGGAGCCACGACAAGCAGAGGGAGAAGCCGUUUUCCUACUCGGAAGCCGACCAGCUCGUACCGCGAAAUGGAAAGCUCGUCGAGUUUUACGAGAACUGCGACAAUUCCCCCGAGUGUCGUGGUGGUCUUCGACGGGCACUGAUCUCUCCGUCGCUUUUCGAGGUGAAGAGUGCGUCCGGCAACGCCUCCGCUGGGAUCAAGGUACGGUCUAAUUCUGGUAUUGACUGUGCACGGGCGGACGCGGAGAAGAUCAAGCGCGUCAAGCUGGUUGACCAGUUUGGCAAGUACAUGAUUGGAUCGCUGGGGCGCCAUGACGAUGAGACACUCCUGGAGGACGACUUGGCGACCGAUAACGACGGCCAGUUCAUCAAGUUCUACCAGCGUCUGGGAAAUGUGGGCGUAUGGGGGUUCGGGGAUGGUGCUUUUCAGUUCAACUUCCCCGACCAUACCAAGCUCGUUAUUUCACCAGGUCGAACUAGGAGCUCAUCACCCUGGAUCGAUUUCUACCACCUCUCACCAUCUGCCGCGCGCUACCUCACCUCCAAAGGAAAGAUGCACCCCUCUGGAUUCGACACACGCGCCGUCGCAUCAGACGAAGUAGGGACCUUCCUCAGCAUCGCCUACGGAACCGUAUCCAGCCCAAUGGACGACCGAAUCCGGGAAGUGCUCGAAGCCAACUCAUUCCUGCAAAAGAUCGUCUUCAUCAAGGACGUGGCGAAAGGAUGGAUCAAACAGGGCCGGCUAGGCGGACAACCCGCCAAGCCAGCGGACCUUGGCAGUAGUAUCUCCUCAAAGCCAUCCGAAGUAUUCUGGGAAGGCGCCCAGGAGCGACCACACUCCGGAGGCAGCGGGGGCAAGUUCGUCUGGGUAACGGUGGGAGCACCCGGCGGAGAUGGCGAAUACCGCUCCGUCUCGCUCAAGGAGAAACGAGCAGAGAUGGAGCACGAUCGGGAGAUGGAGGCGUUGAAGGAACGGUUGAGGUUUCUGGGGGCGCCGUCCUAGGAACUGUACAUUUGGCAUUUG
Aspergillus campestris IBT 28561 is the source of this 3700-nucleotide messenger RNA. RefSeq names its product serine/threonine protein kinase. The coding region runs from base 278 to 3679 and encodes 1133 amino acids. The transcript has 5 exons. Gene Ontology annotation, cellular component: spindle pole; spindle pole body; cytoplasm. NCBI's taxonomy places the organism in Eukaryota, Fungi, Ascomycota, Eurotiomycetes, Eurotiales, Aspergillaceae. The record is from RefSeq and is a predicted model, not a curated record. Gene Ontology annotation, biological process: mitotic cell cycle; regulation of cytokinesis; regulation of protein localization to mitotic spindle pole body. Gene Ontology annotation, molecular function: ATP binding; protein binding; protein kinase activity.